AUGAAAGUGAUAAAAAAUAAAUUAUCACUAGAAGAUAAAGAAUUUCUUGAAAAAUAUUUUGAAAACAACUCCAGGCCUAAUGAUAAGGAGAAGAAUGAAAUAGCGCACUUUUUAAAGGUAUCAUACAGAAAAAUUAAGAAUUGGUUUCAAAAUAGGCGGGCUAAGGAGAGAUUAUGCAUGACUUAUGAAAAAAUAUCUGAACACGAAAUUGAGGAAAAUAAAGUUUACCCUCAAUGUAAUUCUUUGUAUUUAAGGUAUUUUUUAUUCUAA
Molecule: messenger RNA, 270 nt
Organism: Vairimorpha ceranae
Lineage: Eukaryota; Fungi; Microsporidia; Nosematidae
Product: homeobox protein hd-9
Exons: 1
Coding region: 1-270 (89 amino acids)
Biological process (GO): cell differentiation; regulation of transcription by RNA polymerase II
Molecular function (GO): DNA-binding transcription factor activity, RNA polymerase II-specific; RNA polymerase II cis-regulatory region sequence-specific DNA binding
Source: RefSeq, a predicted model, not a curated record